CUUGGACCUCGGCCCCCACCCCCGAGCCCACCGCGGCCCCAGAGCCCCGGGAGGAGCCGGGCACUUCCUCGGCCCUCCGGCCUGGGGCAGGGGCCGGGACGCGGUGGGAGUGCAGCGGGGGCGGCACCGCCCGAGGGGGCGGGCCCCAAACUUUCGUGCGCAUUGAAAGCUGCUGGCCCAGCGGGGCGGACUCCACCCCUGCCCGGCAGCCCAGCGCCUCCGGCCUCACAUCCAGCUCUCUGCGCAGCCCGCCGCGCAGCCCGCCGCCCCAGCCAUGGCGAAGCCCCUGACUGACCAGGAGAAGCGGCGGCAGAUCAGCAUCCGCGGCAUCGUGGGCGUGGAGAACGUGGCAGAGCUGAAGAAGAGCUUCAACCGGCACCUGCACUUCACGCUGGUCAAGGACCGCAACGUGGCCACCACCCGCGACUACUACUUCGCGCUGGCGCACACGGUGCGCGACCACCUGGUGGGGCGCUGGAUCCGCACGCAGCAGCACUACUACGACAAGUGCCCCAAGAGUCUCACUCUCGCCCAGGCUGGAGUGCAGUGGCGCCAUCUUGGCUCACUGCAUCCUUUGCCUCCAGGGUUGAAGCGAUUCUCCUGCCUCAGCCUCUCGAGUAGCUGGGACUACAGGCCCCUACCACCACACCUGAGGGUUUAUUACCUCUCUCUGGAAUUUUACAUGGGCCGAACAUUACAGAACACCAUGAUCAACCUCGGUCUGCAAAAUGCCUGUGAUGAGGCCAUUUACCAGCUUGGAUUGGAUAUAGAAGAGUUAGAAGAAAUUGAAGAAGAUGCUGGACUUGGCAAUGGUGGUCUUGGGAGACUUGCUGCCUGCUUCUUGGAUUCCAUGGCAACCCUGGGACUUGCAGCCUAUGGAUAUGGCAUUCGGUAUGAAUAUGGGAUUUUCAAUCAGAAGAUCCGAGAUGGAUGGCAGGUAGAAGAAGCAGAUGAUUGGCUCAGAUAUGGAAACCCUUGGGAGAAGUCCCGCCCAGAAUUCAUGCUGCCUGUGCACUUCUAUGGAAAAGUAGAACACACCAACACCGGGACCAAGUGGAUUGACACUCAGGUGGUCCUGGCUCUGCCAUAUGACACCCCGGUGCCCGGCUACAUGAAUAACACUGUCAACACCAUGCGCCUCUGGUCUGCUCGGGCACCGAAUGACUUUAACCUCAGAGACUUUAAUGUUGGAGACUACAUUCAGGCUGUGCUGGACCGAAACCUGGCCGAGAACAUCUCCCGGGUCCUCUACCCCAAUGACAAUUUUUUUGAAGGGAAGGAGCUAAGACUGAAGCAGGAAUACUUUGUAGUGGCUGCAACCUUGCAAGAUAUCAUCCGCCGUUUCAAAGCCUCCAAGUUUGGCUCCACCCGUGGUGCGGGAACUGUGUUUGAUGCCUUUCCAGAUCAGGUGGCCAUCCAGCUGAAUGACACUCACCCUGCACUCGCCAUCCCUGAGCUGAUGAGGAUUUUUGUGGAUAUUGAAAAACUGCCCUGGUCCAAGGCGUGGGAGCUCACCCAGAAGACCUUCGCCUACACCAACCACACAGUGCUCCCGGAAGCCCUGGAGCGCUGGCCCGUGGACCUGGUGGAGAAGCUGCUCCCUCGACAUUUGGAAAUCAUUUAUGAGAUAAAUCAGAAGCAUUUAGAUAGAAUUGUGGCCUUGUUUCCUAAAGAUGUGGACCGUCUGAGAAGGAUGUCUCUGAUAGAAGAGGAAGGAAGCAAAAGGAUCAACAUGGCCCAUCUCUGCAUUGUCGGUUCCCAUGCUGUGAAUGGCGUGGCUAAAAUCCACUCAGACAUCGUGAAGACUAAAGUAUUCAAGGACUUCAGUGAACUAGAACCUGACAAGUUUCAGAAUAAAACCAAUGGGAUCACUCCAAGGCGCUGGCUCCUACUCUGCAACCCAGGACUUGCAGAGCUCAUAGCAGAGAAAAUUGGAGAAGACUAUGUGAAAGACCUGAGCCAGCUGACCAAGCUCCACAGCUUCCUGGGUGAUGAUGUCUUCCUCCGGGAACUCGCCAAGGUGAAGCAGGAGAAUAAGCUGAAGUUUUCUCAGUUCCUGGAGACCAAGUACAAAGUGAAGAUCAACCCAUCCUCCAUGUUUGAUGUCCAGGUGAAGAGGAUACACGAGUACAAGCGACAGCUCUUGAACUGUCUGCAUGUGAUCACGAUGUACAACCGCAUUAAGAAAGACCCUAAGAAGUUAUUCGUGCCAAGGACAGUUAUCAUUGGUGGUAAAGCUGCCCCAGGAUAUCACAUGGCCAAAAUGAUCAUAAAGCUGAUCACUUCAGUGGCAGAUGUGGUGAACAAUGACCCCAUGGUUGGAAGCAAGUUGAAAGUCAUCUUCUUGGAGAACUACAGAGUAUCUCUUGCUGAAAAAGUCAUUCCAGCCACAGAUCUGUCAGAGCAGAUUUCCACUGCAGGCACCGAAGCCUCGGGGACAGGCAAUAUGAAGUUCAUGCUAAAUGGGGCCCUAACCAUCGGGACCAUGGAUGGGGCCAACGUGGAAAUGGCAGAAGAAGCCGGGGAAGAGAACCUGUUCAUCUUUGGCAUGAGGGUAGAUGAUGUGGCUGCUUUGGACAAGAAAGGGUACGAGGCAAAAGAAUACUAUGAGGCACUUCCAGAGCUGAAGCUGGUCAUUGAUCAAAUUGACAAUGGCUUUUUUUCUCCCAAGCAGCCUGACCUCUUCAAAGAGAUCAUCAACAUGCUAUUUUAUCAUGACAGGUUUAAAGUCUUUGCAGACUAUGAAGCCUAUGUCAAGUGUCAAGAUAAAGUGAGUCAGCUGUACAUGAAUCCAAAGGCCUGGAACACAAUGGUACUCAAAAACAUAGCUGCCUCGGGGAAAUUCUCCAGUGACCGAACAAUUAAAGAAUAUGCCCGGAACAUCUGGAACGUGGAACCUUCAGAUCUAAAGAUUUCUCUAUCCAAAGAAUCUAACAAAGUCCAUGGACACUGAACUCUAAAAUGUCUCUAGAAAACAUAGCUUCUUACUGAACUUGAACAUUUUUACGACAUUCACUGGUUAUUGUUUUGUUAGCUAAUAAUCUAUAAUAGUUGAGUAUCUUUGGGAAUGGGGAGGGAAAUUAUAUGUAAUAGAGCUUAAAAAUAUGAAGUGUCAAUUUCCAAGGGCUACAUGAGUGCCAAAACUUAUUUUGUAGCAAAUCUAGUGAUGCUUUGCUACUGCUAGGAUUUACCCCAAAACUAGUCAUAAAAUUAGAAAACUGCUUAGAACUUUCAAAUGCCAUUUAAAUGAACUAAACUAAAAUACAAAAAACGUAACUACGUAGAAGCAACUUUCUUACACUUCUAACUGAGUCCAAACCAAAGACCAAUGUCUUAGUCCGUGUGGGCCGCUAAAACAAAAUGGCAUAAAGUGGGUAGCUUAUAAACAACAGAAAUUUAUUUCUCACAGUUCUGGGGGCUGGAAAGUCCAACAGCAAGCCACUGGCCGAUUCAGUGCCUGAUGAGGGCUACUUUGGUUCAUAGAUGAAGCCUUCUCACUGUAUCCUCAAAUGGUAGGAGGAGUGAAGAGCUCUUUUGGCCAUAAUUUAUCAGGGCACUAAUCUCAUUCAUGAGAGCUCAACCCCACCUCCUAUUACCAUCACACUGGUGAUUAGGUUUCAACAUAAUUUGGGGGGCAGGCCCAGAUAUUCAGACCAUAGCAACUACCUUAUUCACAAAUAUCCAUAGAAUGUUUGAUAACUACAUAUUUUUAGAUAGGAUCUAGAUUUUACCAAAUUCUGGUUCUCCACAGUGAGGUUUCAGUAUGUUUUACAAAGUAGAUUAUGAUAAGCCAAACAAGAACAUUCCAUACUGCCUAACAUUCGUACUUUCUGUUGUUAAAAUGGCAAGUGAUUUGUAGAGAAGUCAAUGGCUUCAGCUCAUCCGACCAGCCCAGUACAAUUUUACAUUAAAACAAUACACAUCACAGGUGGUGUUUGGACCAAGUCUUCAUUGAAGAUUUCCACUCCUCCCAGACUCAUGACCAUUGCUUGCUCAGGAAAUCUCUGUAGAAAAAGGACCCAGAUCAGCUCACACCCUUUCCCUACCUAAAUAAGCAAAAUAUUAUACAUUUUCGUGUUGUGGCCUAAGUAAGCCAGAGCAGCCCUAAUUGCCUUGAAGGGCAACAUACAUUUAGCAAAGCGACUCUUACCUCACGGUUAUUAACAGUGUGGGGCUUUUACAAAGCAGGUUGUGUUGGAAGCCAGGAGGAAAGAUAACCAUCUUGACCCUCUCUUUGUUCCUGUAUGCAUUGCAUGCAAUUUCAUAGACCUGUAAGGGACAGAAAGAGACUCAAAGGCUGGCCAUUCAAAGCUGUAGAUUUCUCUAGUCCGAUUUCCCUAAAAGUGCACAGAAACAGCUAACUUGGGGAGUUUGUUCCAUUAAGCCAGAGACACAAAAACUCUCCAUGUCCCAGUUGGCUGUCUCUACAGCUAAAGAUCUGAAUGCUGCUCAGCUAAUAUAGAAUACUGAUAAAACCUCAUCCUUCCCUGCUUGAACCUCCCUGCAAAAUGACAAGGAAUUGCUAUGGACCCACUCUAGUAGAAGUUUGUUUAAAAGGAAAAAGUCUGUAUCUUCCAUUUUAGAUUCACUACAGUAGAGAUGACAUGGAGGUUCCCACAGCAGCCUGGGAUACCCUACACUUGCAGCUCCACACAACCCAGAUGAGGAGCCAGGCUCUGCCACAAACACUCCUUUGAGCUAAGUAGCCAAGGACGCUGAUGCCCAUUUGAUAAAACUAUAGAGGCUAUUCAGGGGUGUAGAGAAUCUCCUAUAAUGUCAGAGACCCUCCUUUCGGCUCUAAUCAAAGUUUGGCUGAAUGAAAAGGUGAAAUGAGUAUAGUAUAUUUCAGUCAGCAUUGAGCCCUUAGUUUACCUUUUUCCCAUACUCCAAAGGCACUGUCCUGUCAUCCUCUCCAUGUAAGAUGAGAAGAGGAGAAGAAAGGAAUUUAACACUAGGGACAAGUAGAAGAAAAGCAUUCAGUUAAAGAAUUAUACAUUGAGAUUUCUCCUCUUCUAAGUUAAAGCUUUAGCAAAACAUGAGGCCUGUCUAAAUUACAAGAAAUUUCUUUCCUUCCUUCCAAGGAAUAACAAUAUCAUACAUUUAAAAAUUUCACAUAGUAGCUUUUUUACUCCAUGCAAGUUUCCCUCUCUCCCAUUUACUCAUGCAAUUUAACUGGCUGUUUAAUUAAUUUACUUCUGCAUGAUUUUUGGAAAUACUAAAAAAAAAAAAAAAAAAAAAAAAACACUGAAACACUGAUUUUGUACAGUGUUAGAAGAACCUUAUAUUCUUCUUUGCUCCACCUAUUUUGUAACAUCUGAAAUAUUUUAUUAAAAGACUAGAAAAGAAAACAAAACUCAAAACCUCAAUAAAACAAAAACUAUGACAGAA
Messenger RNA from Pongo pygmaeus (Bornean orangutan), 5388 nucleotides. It is a transcript of the gene PYGL, whose product is annotated as glycogen phosphorylase L. The transcript is spliced from 21 exons. Lineage: Eukaryota; Metazoa; Chordata; Mammalia; Primates; Hominidae. Gene Ontology annotation, cellular component: cytoplasm. Bases 275 to 2953 code for a protein of 892 amino acids. Gene Ontology annotation, molecular function: pyridoxal phosphate binding; glycogen phosphorylase activity. The record is from RefSeq and is a predicted model, not a curated record. Gene Ontology annotation, biological process: glycogen catabolic process.